Molecule: messenger RNA, 1023 nt
Organism: Drosophila eugracilis
Lineage: Eukaryota; Metazoa; Arthropoda; Insecta; Diptera; Drosophilidae
Gene: Pef
Product: peflin
Exons: 5
Coding region: 120-719 (199 amino acids)
Biological process (GO): COPII vesicle coat assembly
Molecular function (GO): calcium ion binding
Source: RefSeq, a predicted model, not a curated record
UCGAUAUUUCUUCACUUGUUAUCGCUUGGCCCUAAAAAGUGUUGGCUAACGUAUACAGUUUUAUUAAUUUUGUUUAGUCAAUCAAGUUCCAAUUAGAAUCGAAAUAGGCUCGUGACAAAAUGUCGUAUGGACAAGGCUAUAAUCCAUAUGCCCAGCCCGCCGGUGGCUAUGCCCCGCCACCUGGAGCAUUUCCGCCGCAAAAUGCCCAGGUUUCUCCACAGGCACAGCAAUGGUUUGCUAUGGUGGAUCGCGAUCGAUCUGGAAAGAUCAACGCCUCCGAGUUGCAGGCCGCUUUGGUAAAUGGGCGUGGCGAUCACUUCUCGGAUAAUGCCUGCAAGCUGAUGAUAAGCAUGUUCGACAAUGAUGCCAGCGGAACUAUUGAUGUUUAUGAGUUCGAGAAGCUCUACAAUUAUAUCAAUCAAUGGCUGCAAGUCUUCAAGACCUACGACCAGGACGCCUCUGGACAUAUUGAAGAGCAGGAAUUAACACAAGCCUUCACCCAGAUGGGCUUCCGCUUCACUCCCGAGUUCAUUAAUUUUCUGGUGAAGAAGAGCGACCCCCAGAGCCACAAGGAAGUAUCAGUGGACCAGUUCAUAGUGCUCUGCGUGCAGGUUCAGCGCUUCACGGAGGCCUUCAGGCAGCGAGACACCCAGCAGAAUGGAACCAUUACCAUUGGCUUUGAGGAUUUCCUGACCGUGGCCAUUGGCUGCUCGUACUGAAAAAAUAUUAGUCAAGGCAACGAAUCUAAGGGAAUCAACAUUCACACUCUUGCACACAGACUACAAUCAACAGAGGAUGAUCACUAAUUCCACUGAUGAGGCAUUUUCUUAAAAAUUUCAACGGUGUUUGUUAUCUUUUUUUUUAAUAUGUAAAUGCAUUAUUCACUCCACAGUCAUAUUGCAAUCUCUCCUGGUAUCAGAAUCAAAUUUCAAAAGUAUUUGUUAUCGCAGUCCGACUCAAUCAUAGUACAAAAAGUCUCUUGCGCCUAAUAAUAAACUAUACUCGUGUAUUUUUAAAAGUUAA